Orbicella faveolata is the source of this 1991-nucleotide messenger RNA. Its product is annotated as caspase-3-like. NCBI's taxonomy places the organism in Eukaryota, Metazoa, Cnidaria, Anthozoa, Scleractinia, Merulinidae. The record is from RefSeq and is a predicted model, not a curated record. Gene Ontology annotation, biological process: proteolysis. Gene Ontology annotation, molecular function: cysteine-type endopeptidase activity.
UUCAAUACAAGCGAGUGGCUGUAAAAAGAUAAAGGUCAGCUUUAGGCAAGAGUGUUGCACGUUUACCAUCUCACAAACAUGGAGAAGGAUGAAUGCAGGUCGUUAUCGAAGAGUAUUUGUAUAGAAUUUGCCCGUGAUCAAGUUUUGAGAGCUCAGCAGCUAUUGGAACGAUUUCGUUUAUGCGACUGCCCCGAUGUCGGCGGAUUCGAAUGUCGUUGCGUCAGUGAAGAAGUAAUGGAGACUAUCGGGAAUAGAAGCUACACGGAGAGGAGCACACAAACAGAGGAAAAUAAUCGAUCGACUCCUCUGAAGUCGUCAUUGUUCUAUCGAAGUGAUUCAAGCUCUGCAGCAGAUUUGCGAGAUGGUCCUCCAAACUUCAAUAUACAACGGAACGUUGUUAGCGUCGCCAGAAAUUAUUUCCCAGAUGAUCAAACUUACGAUGGAAUCAAGAAUCCCUAUGUCUUGGUUAUAAACAAUGUAAAUUUUUACAACGAUCCGCGACCGAGGAAUGGAGCACGACAUGAUCUCGACAACUUGAAACGGUUUAUGAAAGAGGCUGGAUUCCGAUCUGUUGAAGAGCGCAUACAUUCCGAUUUACGGAAAAAACAGAUGCUGGCCAUUCUUGAGGAAACUCGACUAAAUGGGGCACUAGCUGAACAUGACAGUUUCAUCUGCAUUAUUAUGAGUCAUGGAAAUGAAGAGGGUAUCCUGGGAAUAGACAGUCAAGCCAUACCAGUUGAUGACAUAACUGCAAAAUUUCAAGGUGGGGAUCAGUGCCCCCAGCUAGUGACCAAGCCUAAACUGUUCUUCCUUCAAGCAUGCAGAGGAGAUGUUGAUGACAAAGGGUAUUAUGUACCAAGAGGACCAAGGUCUCAAGAUGUUUAUGCAGAUUCUGAUCAUUUCCAGGAGAUGCCUGUAAAACUGCCAUCGGAUGCAGACUUUUUGAUUGCCUACUCAACCACCAAGGGCUAUGUAUCCCACAGAAGAUUUAUAGACAGUGCAAGGACUGCAGCAGCCUAUGGGGAGAGUCUGGGCUCGUGGUUCAUCUCUUGUUUGGUGCAGGUUUUGCGAGCAAAUUCUCACAAAGAAGACCUGAUGACUAUGCUGACCCGAGUGAACAAGGCCAUGAGCGAGUUUUACACAGAAGGAGGAAGCAAGCAGAUUUCAUGUCAGCUUUCCAUGCUUACUAAAAAGGUUUACUUUGCCAGUUUUCUCAACAAGAACUCUGCUGCAGUAGCUGCAGUGUAAAGUAACCAUAUAACAAAUUGAAUUGACCACAUUUCUUCGUUAAGAUAACUUGAACAAAGAAUUGUUAAUUGUUUUGAAAAGUAGUCACUGACACAACUUUUUAAAGCAAAUUUGAAGAAUUCCUUGGGUUAAGUUAACGUGCGUGAAAUUUAGAAAUUUUAAUUGAUGAAAAUUAUAUGCAGGAGUACACAUUUAACAUAAUUAUACAUUUUAGAUAAUGUCACAGGCAAGAUCAGAAAUUUUACUUAUGAAGGGAAAAUGUGUACCGAAUGUGCAUGUGGAGACAAUAUUAAAUUAAACAAAACAGCUGAGACUAUUCAGUCACAAAUGAACUACUAACACAUAAUUUACAUUGCCACAAUGCCUAAUUUAAGUGUAAUGACUUCUUUAGACAGAUUUCAAGUCCUUUCUAAGGUGUAAUAAUAGGAAAAAAAUACUUGACUGCAUGCACACUUUUGUAAAUAUAGAGCUGUCAUUUUUUGGUAUAAAAUACCAUUAUCGUCAUUGUAAAAUACAUAGCACUUAUUAUUAUAUAGUAAGUAGAAGGGACUAAAAUAGUUUGUCACAAUGGAGAUAACAAUUACUUUGAGUUACUCCAUAAUGUUUACAAGUUUAUCUUCAUGACAUGAAAAAAUAAAAAAAAAUUCACAGAAUUAUUGAGUAAAAUUGGAACACUAACAUUACUUUUAAAUGCCUGUAAUACAGAAUGAUCUAAUUAGAGUAUUUUUUUUUGAAAAAAAAAA